Messenger RNA from Macadamia integrifolia, 1404 nucleotides. Its product is annotated as palmitoyl-protein thioesterase 1-like. The record is from RefSeq and is a predicted model, not a curated record. The transcript has 12 exons. Lineage: Eukaryota; Viridiplantae; Streptophyta; Magnoliopsida; Proteales; Proteaceae. Gene Ontology annotation, cellular component: intracellular membrane-bounded organelle. Gene Ontology annotation, molecular function: thiolester hydrolase activity. Bases 50 to 1117 code for a protein of 355 amino acids.
AUGGAGUUGGUAGGAACGAGUCGUCAAAAUCGAAGUCCGCAACGGUCUUAUGCUCUGGUCAUCUGCCAGCUCUCUCUUGUCUUCCAAAGGAAGCUCGAAGAAGAUCAAAACCCUAGGUUCCCUUGGGAUUGAAAAAUCUUGUUCGGGAAGAUUGGCUGUCACUCCCAUUCCUUUAAUGGCCGGUUCGCCAUUACUGCCUGUCGUCUCCAUCUUCAUCUUCGUCUUCCAGUUCAUUACAGUUUCGUAUUCUGUUCCAUUUGUUGUGUUGUACGGUAUCAGUGAUCGAUGCUCCAAUCAAGGAGUUUCAAAAUUCAUUGAGCUUCUAAGUAACUGGUCUGGUUCUAAGGGUUAUUGCAUAGAGAUUGGAGAUGGAGCAUGGGACUCUUGGGUUAUGCCGCUUCAGGAACAGACUGAAAUUGCUUGUGAUAAGGUGAAGAAAAUAGAAGAACUCAGUGAUGGUUACAACAUUGUUGGAUUAUCCCAGGGCAGCUUAAUUGGUCGAGGGAUUAUUGAAUUUUGUGAAGGAGGGCCUCCUGUAAUAAGUUUUAUUAAUGUUAAGAAUUAUGUCUCACUAGCUGGUCCUCAUGCUGGCAUUGCUUCUAUACCAUUUUGUGGAUCUGGUUUACUCUGCAUUAUCUUGGACAGCUUAAUCAAGUCAAAGGUAUACUCAGACUAUGUCCAGGCUCACUUGGCUCCCAGUAAUUAUCUUAAAAUUCCAACGGAUAUUUUUGCCUAUUUAAAAGGAUGUACAUUUCUCCCUAAGCUCAACAAUGAACUCCCUAACAAGAGGAAUGCCACGUACAAGGAGCGAUUCAGUAGCUUGCAGAAUUUGGUGCUUAUCAUGUUUGAGCAUGACAUGGUCUUAGUACCUCGUGAAACAUCCUGGUUCGGAUACUAUCCAGAUGGGAAAUUCAGCCCAGUUUUACCUCCACAGCAGACAGCACUCUAUGUUCAAGACUGGAUUGGUCUGAAAACGCUGGAUGAUGCUGGAAAGGUUAAAUACAUUAGUGUACCAGGAAAUCACCUUGAAAUCUCCCAAAGUGUCAUGAAGAAAUAUAUUCUGCCAUAUUUGGAGGCGUCAAGAAAAGGGAUGACUGCAGAAUUUUCUUCAUAUUAGUGGCCCUCAAUUUGGACUUUCAUUAAAAAUGGGGCUAACUUGGGAUAGGCCAUUGCUUCGCAGUUGAUCCGAAGUACAUGCCGUUGUUCGCCAAGGAAUGGGAAACGACUUCAAAUUUAUGGGAUUGUCUCCACUGUACAUUAUUAUUCUUGGGGUUGUAAUUCAUAUUGUUGGGAUUGCAAGGUUAUAUUGGGGAAUAUGGUCACAGAUUAUGGGCUAUAAGGUGAAAUUUCCCUAGAGACAUGAAAAAAACUAAUGUUUUGAAGUAACCAGUUCUAUUAGUGUCA